This is a messenger RNA of Paramecium primaurelia, 740 nucleotides long. The record is from the annotation of a GenBank genome assembly. NCBI's taxonomy places the organism in Eukaryota, Ciliophora, Oligohymenophorea, Peniculida, Parameciidae.
AUUAAUGGAAUACGAUUCUGUUUCAAAAAUAUAAGAAGAACUAGGAUAUUAUAAGAAAUAUUGCUAGUAGUUAGAGAAUUAAAAUGCUGCCUUAAACUAAUAGUUAUUUAAUAACAUUUAAGGGAAGGUUUUGACUGUGCAUGAUGGCAAUUAGAUUAAUAAGAAAUAACAUGAAAAUAACACUAAUUCUCAUAAAGAAUGUGAAUAAAGAUUAAAAUUAAUGGAGAAAUAAUUAAAAUAAAAGUUAAUGGAAGAAUAGUUAUGGCUUAAAAGAUUUGAGGCUUAAUUAAAUCAAAUCGUUGAGUUAAAAGUAUUAGAAAUUAUUAUUAAAAGGCAAUUCAUGCAUAAUAUAUUUAAGAAAGUGAAUAAGAAGAUAUUAAAAAAACAAAAGAAAUAGAAAUAUUGAAAGAGGAAAUAGAACAUUAUAAAAAAUAAAUAGAAAUUUAUAAAUAAGAAACAAAUUCAUAAAUCUAUUAAGAGGAAAUAAAAGAAAUGAGAAGAUAACUAGAAGCAUCAGAAAUUAAAUUGGAAUCUAUGACAAAAGAAUUGUAAAUUAAGGAUUAAUAAUUAUGUAAUAUAUUUAUCUAUAUAUAUUCUAAGAUUAAAAAUAAGGGAAUAUUAAAUAAUCUUUAUUGUAAUUCAAGUAAAAAUUUGACAUUGAAUUAAAAAAUGAAAAUUUAAGCACUGAACCAGAUAUAUCAAGUAAUAGUUUUUCAAAUAUUAUGCUCAGAGAUAUAUGA